AUGGAUGUUAGUUUUCCUUCUGCAUCACUUAUUGUUAGUAAUACAAUGCCAAUAAAUCAACAAGGUGUAGCAGCAAGUAUGGUUAAUACAGUUAUUAAUUGGUCAAUAUCUCUUGGUUUGGGUAUUGCAGGAACAGUUGAAAGUCAAUUAUUAAAACAGGGAAAAACUGUAUUAGAAGGUUAUCGAGGUGGAUUAUAUGUUGGAAUUGGACUCAGUGGUGCAGGUGUUAUUGUAGCACUUUUAUUCUGUCGUGUAUCAUCACUACCAUCUACGUCCACUAAACAAAAAGAACGAUCAGACUUUGGCGUUGUAUCAGUAACAGCAGCAUCAGACACAAUUAUCAAUACAAAUAUGAUACAAAGUGAAGGACUGGAAGGAAAAUUUCCGAUAAUAUGCCGUUUUUAA
Messenger RNA from Rotaria sordida, 405 nucleotides. NCBI's taxonomy places the organism in Eukaryota, Metazoa, Rotifera, Eurotatoria, Philodinida, Philodinidae. The record is from the annotation of a GenBank genome assembly.